Callithrix jacchus (white-tufted-ear marmoset) is the source of this 4623-nucleotide messenger RNA. RefSeq names its product ring finger protein 168 (gene RNF168). Gene Ontology annotation, biological process: double-strand break repair; protein ubiquitination. Gene Ontology annotation, cellular component: site of double-strand break; nucleus. Gene Ontology annotation, molecular function: ubiquitin-protein transferase activity; nucleosome binding. NCBI's taxonomy places the organism in Eukaryota, Metazoa, Chordata, Mammalia, Primates, Cebidae. The record is from RefSeq and is a predicted model, not a curated record.
CGGGCGGUUGUGACGUCACGAGCCCAUGUCCGGUGCUGCUGCUCUACUGCAGCGAAUAGGGUCUUUGGCUGAGUAAGAGGGACAGGGACGCUGAGCUCGGGAAGGUGCGCAAAGCGCCCGAAAGCUGAACGCUGGAGUCACUUAUCCACCCAGCAGCUGCGGUAAAGCGGAAGUCCUGCUGCAGCCGGAGCCCGGGAUUCCUCCUGAAGCCGCGUCCCGGGGCGGGGCUGCCCCGAGCUGAGCGGAGCAUCCUCACCGGGUGUGGGGAGGAGGGGACUUGGCGCGUUCUACUCGCUGCACCGGGAGCUGCAGCCAGCGGUGUUCAGGCCUCGGAGCAGCCAGGCUCCUCUGGCGAAAACCUGCAUUUAUUUGCUUGCCGGACGUUUGCCUUAAAAAUGGACAAAGACACAGCCCUCCGGGGUAUUCCUGUUUGCAGGACCCACAGGGCGCCUUUUUGCUUCAAGACGUGUUUGAUGUUCCUGUUCUCCGCAUUCUGAUACGCCGUUGGGCAUAAUAUUGGAACACAAAACUGUGCGUUUGCUCUCUAUGGUUGGCCGAAAAUAGGAUUCUUUUUCUUGCAGGUGUCGUUGUUUAACAGACUUUAUUAAUAUGUGAAAAUGGCUGUACCCAAAGCCGCCGUCCCUUCGCUCUCUGAGUGCCAGUGCGGGAUCUGCAUGGAAAUCCUUUUCGAGCCCGUCACCCUCCCGUGUAACCACACGCUCUGUAAACCGUGCUUCCAGUCGACUGUCGAAAAGGCAAGUUUAUGCUGUCCCUUCUGUCGUCGCCGCGUAUCUUCGUGGACUCGUUACCACACCCGAAGAAAUUCCCUUGUCAACCUGGAACUGUGGACGAUAAUUCAAAAACACUAUGCAAGGGAGUGCAAGCUUAGAGCCGCUGGGCAAGAAUCGGAGGAAGUCGCUUAUGACUAUCAGCCAGUUCGUCUGUUAAGUAAACCUGGGGAAUUGAGAAGAGAAUACGAAGAGGAAAUAAGCAAGGUGGAGGCAGAGCGACGAGCCACUGAGGAAGAAGAAAACAAAGCCAGUGAAGAAUACAUACAGAGGUUAUUGGCAGAGGAGGAAGAGGAGGACAGAAGACAGGCAGAAAAAAGGCGAAGAGAGAUGGAAGAACAACUGAAAAAUGAUGAAGAACUGGCAAGAAAGUUAAGCAUUGAUAUUAAUAAUUUCUGUGAGGGAAGUAUCUUGGUUUCUCCCUUGAAUUCCAGAAAAUCUGAUCCAGUUAGAGCCAAGUCUGAAAAGAAAAGUAAGAACAAACAAAGAAACAUUGGAGAUAUUCAGAAGUAUUUGACACCUAAAUCUCAGUUUGGGUCAGCCUCACACUCUGAAGUUGCACAAGAAGUCAGAGAAAACUCCAUAUCUAAGGACAUCGACAGUAGUGAUAUCAAAAGCUCAACAUGGCAAGACACAGAAAUAGAAGAUAUGCCAACACUUUCUCCACAGAUAUGCCUUGGAAUUGGAGAAAAAGGUGCAGAUUCUUCAGUGGAGUCCCCCAUGCCAUGGUUAUGUGCCUGUGGUGCUGAAUUGUACCACGAAAGAAAAGUCAAAGCAGGACCAAACAAUCAUGAUACAACGUGUGUCUUAACUCCCGAAGGACCUGAAACCAGAGAUUGUGACUCUAAAGAAACUGCAGUUGUGCCUAUUGGCAGAACAGAGAGUGGGUGCACCACAUCAGGGAUUACACAGGCAAACAGAAACAACACAGGUGAGACAGAAAAUGAGGAGUCUUGCCUACUGAUCAGUAAGGAUAUUUCCAAAAGAAAAAACCAAGAAUCUUCCUUUGAAGCAGUCAAGGAUGCAUGCUUUUCUGCAAAAAGAAGGAAGAUGUUCCCCAGCUCUUCCUCAGAUCAAGAGGAAACAGAAACAAACUUUACCCAAAAACUGAUAGAUUUGGAGCAUCUACUGUUAGAGAGACAUAAACAAGAAGAACAGGACAGGUUAUUGGCAUUACAACUUCAGAAGGAAGUGGACAAAGAACAAACGAAGCCAAACCGGCAAAAAGGAUCCCCAGAUGAGUAUCACUUACGUGCUACAUCCUUACCUCCAGACAAAGUGCGAAAUGGACAGAGGAAGAAUUCCAAAGAUAGGAACUUCAAAAGGCAAACUGAUACAGAACACCCAAAACCUGAGAGAGGCUCAAGGGAUGAAAAUAGGCAGCUGUCUGUUAGGAUGCAGCUGAGGCAUUCAGUUAAUGGAAGAAAGACGCCAAAUUCUACUAGAGAUCCUUGUAAUGUAUCCAGAAGUGCUCAUUCCCUGCAGCCAAACAUUUCACAGAAAAGCAUUUAUCAGAUGUUUCACAGAUGUACAAAGUAAUGCAUGCCUUUAAAGGGAGUGCUUUGUAAUCUAGUAAAGCUGGAUUGUGAAGCUCUUUUCUAUUGUAGAAUCUUUAUACAUGUGUCAUUCAUGCUGCUCUCUAGGCACACUCAUUGUCCUUAAUGAAAGGUCUGUGUGGUUGUAAGGACAAUACCUUAUGCCUUGGCCAACUCGAAGAAGUCUUCAAGUGCCAUUCUUUUUCCAAAAAAAUGCAUGUUUUUUGGUCUUUGCUCACCUUUUUGUCAUGACUGGUAAUCAAAUCACGAUUAUACUAUUCUAAGUAAUUAAGGAACCCAUGCAGGGUUUAAAACCCACAUUUUCUUGGCUAUUGUCCCAUGUUUACAGAAUACUCAAAUGUAUUUUCCUGAAGUAAUCUGAUUUCCAUCUCCAAUUUAAUUAAAUUUUCAGCAUUGUAGUGAUUCCUUUGGUGAUUUUUUGUUUUUAAACCAAGUUUUGCUCUGUUGUCCAGGCUGCAGUGCAGUGGUGAAAUCUCAGCUCACUGCAACCUCCGCCUCCCAGGUUCAAGCGAUUCUCCUGCCUCAGCCUCCCGAGUAGCUGGGAUCACAGGUGUGCGCCACCAGCUAAAAUUUUUUGGUAUUUCUAGUAGAGAUGGGAUUCUCUUGCACUCCUGACCUGGGGGGAUCCACCUGCUUUGGCCUCCAAAUGCUGGGAUUACAGGCAUGAGCCACCAUGCCUGGCCACUUUCCUUUCGUUUAAAAUGGAUUCGAAUCAGUGUUAAAUCAGAAAAUCAGGGUUUUCUUUUUUUUUGAGAUGGAGUUUCGCUCUUGUAACCCAGGCUGGAGUGCAAUGGCGCCAUCUCGGCUCACCGCAACCUCCGCCUCCUGGGUUCAGGCAAUUCUCCUGCCUCAACCUCCUGAGUAGCUGGGAUUAUAGGCACGCGCCACCAUGCCCAGCUAAUUUUUUGUGUUUUUAGUCGAGACGGGGUUUCACCAUGUUGACCAGGAUGGUCCCGAUCUGUUGACCUUGUGAUCCACCCGCCUCGACCUCCCAAAGUGCUGGGAUUACAGGCUUGAGCCAUGAAAAUCGGGGUUUUCUAGGAAAUUGAGAAUUUGUUGCCAGAAAGGAAACUAGACUAUGCAAAAGGAGUUAAGAGCUGGGAUGAAGCUGGUUGGGGUGACUGACGGUUUGGGAUCAUUGCAACUGAAAGGGUGGUUAGAAACUGGUCCUGGGCGAAGCAGCAGGUGCAGUUUGGCAGUUUGCUCCCUUGUCCUUCCUUUGUGAAAUGACACAGGAGACAUUUGGGUUUUGUAGCUUUUCACACUAUACUAUCAGGUGUCAAAAUAAAAAUUAGUUACUAAAUUGUGUGAAUUUUUGGAAACCUGUAUUUCUGUUCAUCUGCUAUUGGAGAAAAAAAUGAGAUUAUAGGAGAGUUAUAUCACAGUAUCUUAUGUUAUGGAACCUGAAACAUUAUCAUGUAUUUUCUUAUAUUAUUUUUUUGUUUUGAUGCUGCUCUUAUUUGAGUUUAUGAACAGAGAUAGAAAAUAGGAUGCUUGGGGUUUGCCCUUUCUUACUCCUGAAAGUUAAAUCAGAAGACACUGAUUUCAUUUUGUGAAAUUUAGCUCAGAGACGGUUGAUCUUUUGGUUUCAUUAAUUAGUAACGAACAGGUAGCUUUAACAGCGUUUCUACUGAUACCUAGUCACCUAUUCUUUUAGUGGGAAAAUAGAAUAAAACGUCUAGAGCUAAUUUAGCUUAAAUUUGCCAGUAUUUUUGUAUGUCAUUAAGACUUUUUCCUCCAAGUUUUGUAAUAGAAAUUUUGUUAAUCUUUGCAUACUUGAUGGCAUCUAUGUCAAUUUUGAUUGGUUAAUUAUAAAUUCUGUGCUCAUUUAAAACUUAAUUUGCCUCUUAAGGUGAUUGCUCUCUGAGUAAUGAUUGUAGGCAAAUGAAGUAUAGUUUGCAACUGUACUGUCACGUUGGUAAGUAAAAAUAAACUAACCAAAUGUGUCUAAAACAGACCAAGAUCAGUUUUCUCACCAAAUCAGUAUUUCUCUAAGAGCAGUUUCACUUCAUGUUUUAUAGUGGACAUUCUUGGAACUCCUCAAAUUAAAACUUAUUUAAUCUGUCUGGAAUAGUCUGUGACCAAAAAAGAAUGGAAAAACAAUGGCCUCUGGUGUGGUAUAUUUAGGAUUUAUAUAUUCAGCUACUUGUCUGUGAAGAAGUCUUCCUGACUAAAAUUGGUUUCAAGAUAAACUGAUUUCUUUAUUAGUAUUUCUGCUCUUCUUAUCAUGUAUCCUCUUUUUGUUAGAAACUAAUAAAUGUAUUAGUCAUUGGAAUGUA